Molecule: messenger RNA, 2766 nt
Organism: Rattus rattus (black rat)
Lineage: Eukaryota; Metazoa; Chordata; Mammalia; Rodentia; Muridae
Gene: Pfkp
Product: phosphofructokinase, platelet
Exons: 23
Coding region: 88-2463 (791 amino acids)
Biological process (GO): fructose 6-phosphate metabolic process; fructose 1,6-bisphosphate metabolic process; canonical glycolysis
Cellular component (GO): cytoplasm; 6-phosphofructokinase complex; membrane
Molecular function (GO): fructose-6-phosphate binding; ATP binding; 6-phosphofructokinase activity
Source: RefSeq, a predicted model, not a curated record
GCAGCGGUUCCAAGGCUGGCGCGCGUGGGACAAGGCUUCAGUGCUUGCUGAGUACGGUAGCGUCCGGCAUCUCACGACCUCCUUAAGAUGAGUGACCAGGACUCUUCGACGUCCAGCACCUCCUUUCCGAAGUACCUGGAGCACCUCUCUGGGGAUGGCAAAGCCAUCGGUGUCCUGACCAGCGGCGGGAUGCCCAAGGAUGUGCAAGGCAUGAAUGCUGCUGUCCGUGCUGUGGUGCGCAUGGGAAUAUACACGGGGGCCAAAGUGUACUUUAUAUACGAGGGUUACCAAGGCAUGGUGGAUGGAGGCUCCAAUAUUGUGGAAGCCAAGUGGGAGUGUGUCUCCAGCAUUCUACAAGUGGGUGGGACCAUCAUCGGCAGUGCGCGUUGCCAAGCCUUCCGCAGCCGUGAAGGGCGUCUGAAAGCCGCCUGUAACCUGGUACGCUUGGGCAUAACCAACCUGUGUGUGAUCGGUGGGGACGGAAGUCUCACGGGAGCCAACCUCUUCCGGAAGGAAUGGAACGGACUUCUGGAAGAACUGGCUAAGAAUGGUGAGAUCGAUUCGGAUACAGUGAAGAAGCACUCCUACCUCAACGUGGUGGGCAUGGUGGGCUCCAUUGACAAUGACUUCUGUGGCACAGACAUGACCAUCGGUACAGAUUCAGCUCUGCACCGAAUUAUUGAAGUUGUUGACGCCAUCAUGACCACUGCCCAGAGCCACCAGAGAACCUUCGUCCUGGAGGUGAUGGGGAGACACUGUGGUUACUUGGCCUUGGUGAGCGCCUUGGCUUGCGGUGCCGACUGGGUGUUCCUUCCGGAGUCUCCGCCAGAGGAUGGUUGGGAGGAAGAAAUGUGCCUCAAACUCUCCAAGAACCGUGCCCGAAAGAAAAGGCUGAAUAUCAUCAUUGUGUCCGAAGGAGCAAUCGACACCCAAAAUAAGCCAAUCACCUCUGAGAAAAUCAAGGAGCUUGUGGUGAAGAAUUUGGGCUUUGACACCCGGGUCACCAUUCUUGGACAUGUCCAGCGAGGAGGGACCCCUUCUGCAUUUGACAGGAUUUUGGCCAGCCGUAUGGGAGUGGAAGCUGUCCUUGCCUUGCUGGAAGCUACCCCCGAGACCCCAGCCUGUGUCGUGUCACUGAGAGGAAAUCAAGCUGUACGCCUGCCUCUGAUGGAGUGCGUGCAAAUGACCCAGGAUGUACAGAAAGCAAUGGAUGAAAGGAGAUUUGAUGAAGCCGUAAAACUCCGAGGAAGGAGUUUUGAGGGCAACCUGAACACCUACAAGCGUCUUGCCAUUAAGGAGCCUGAUGACAAGAUCCCCAAGAGCAAUUGCAAUGUAGCCAUCAUCAAUGUAGGGGCACCUGCCGCCGGAAUGAAUGCAGCCGUGCGCUCCGCUGUUCGGGUUGGGAUUGCAGAGGGCCACAAGAUGUUCGCAAUCUAUGACGGCUUUGAUGGCCUCGCCAAUGGCCAAAUCAAAGAAAUCGGCUGGGGAGAUGUCGGAGGUUGGACGGGACAAGGAGGGUCCAUUCUUGGGACGAAACGCACCCUACCCGGAAAGUACUUGGAGAAGAUCGCAGAACAGAUGCACUCGAAAAAUAUCAAUGCCCUUCUGAUCAUUGGCGGAUUCGAGGGUUUUCACAGUGCCGUGCUGCUCUCUGAGGCUCGAAACAGUCAUGAUGAGUUUUGCAUCCCAAUAUGUGUCUUGGCUGCCACCAUUAGCAAUGAUGUCCCAGGCACAGACAUAAGUAUUGGUUCUGAUACUAGCCUGAAUGUGGUUGUCCAGACGUGCGACCGCAUUAAACAGUCAGCCAGUGGGACCAAGCGCCGGGUGUUCAUCAUUGAGACCAUGGGCGGAUACUGUGGCUACCUGGCCAACAUGGGGGGACUUGCAGCGGGAGCCGAUGCUGCCUACAUCUUUGAAGAACAAUUUGAUAUCCGAGAUUUGCAGUCCAACGUCAUGCACUUGACGGAGAAAAUGAAGACCAGCAUCCAGAGGGGCCUUGUCCUCAGAAAUGAAAACUGCAGUGUAAAUUACACCACGGACUUCAUCUACCAGCUCUACUCAGAGGAAGGGAAAGGAGUGUUUGACUGCAGGAAGAACGUGCUAGGCCACAUGCAGCAGGGGGGAGCACCUUCUCCAUUCGACAGAAACUUUGGAACCAAAAUAUCUGCCAAAGCUAUGGAGUGGAUCUCGGCCAAACUGAAGGGCUCCCACGGCACAGGGAAAAAAUUUGUUAGUGAUGAUUCCAUUUGUGUCCUGGGAAUUCAGAAGAGAGACCUCCUGUUUAAACCAGUGGCAGAGCUAAGGAAUGCUACUGACUUUGAGCACCGUAUCCCCAAGCAACAGUGGUGGCUGAAACUGCGGCCGAUCAUGAAGAUCUUGGCAAAGUAUGAGGCAAGCUAUGACAUGUCCGACGCAGGCAAGCUGGAGCCAGUGCAAAACCACGAAGAACUAUCAGCCAUCUGAUUAAAUAUGCCAUCCUCUGACCUGCACACUUACCUAGGGAAGCCUGUAAUGUUCUCCAGGGACCACCCCUCUUUGUAACAUAGUUAUUUAUCAGCACUCUAUGCAAGAAUUGUUGGCCGAGUAUUGUCAGCGGUAAUAAUCAGAGAGCAUCACUUGCUAUAACCAUUGACGCAACAGACCCUAAGACAUGAAACCCAGCCUCGCGCGAUUGAUCACGUGUCAGUUUUCUACUGUACCGGGUACUACUGUCUUGUGCUUUACCAUGUGUGUAUCUUGUGGGAUUAAACAUUUGGUUACAACUCC